Messenger RNA from Labrus bergylta (ballan wrasse), 5436 nucleotides. Lineage: Eukaryota; Metazoa; Chordata; Actinopteri; Labriformes; Labridae. The record is from RefSeq and is a predicted model, not a curated record.
UGCAGGACAAACCAUCCACUCUUUAGCUUUGUUGUCCACAUCGAGAUUUAACAAUUUACUAAAACACAAGUGUGCACGUUUAAUAUAAAAAAGCAAAGGAUAUGCUCUGACUGAAUUAAACACGCCACUAAAGAGAGACAUUGCUCUGCGGCACAAGUCACUCCUGCAACCAUGUCGGGAGUUAAAAGGAAAAUAGAGGGCAAUGACCCCGACUAUGAUGACAUUUCGCUGGUGCAAAAUAAUAAAAGAAACAAAGCUGCUGAACAUAAUGCCCGAGAAGCAACAGUACAGAAGAUAGACUCGAUCAUAAGGGAGCAGUUUUCUUUGGAGAUGAAGAAUAAAGAGCAUGAGAUAGAUGUCAUAAGUCUGAGACUCAAUGAAGCCAGGAGGAUGAUGGACAAGCUAAGGGCUUGCAUAGUGGCCAAUUACUAUGCCAAUGCUGGCGUUACAAAGCUUUCAGAGCAUUCUACCAAGAGCGACCCUGCCGUGUUGAACCAUCCAGCCAUCCGCCGGUUCCUGGAGUCUCCUUCCCGUUCUUCUUCCCCUCUCAACCAGGGUUCUGAGACUCCUUCUCUGGCCCACUCAGAGUCCGAGUCCCUCUCACAGCAAGGUGACGGUGCUGAUGUAGAAGGAGAGGGCUCAUGGAGAGAGGACGGCAGCAGGCAGGAGCGCAGACCUGGACGCAAUACAGGCAAGGACACAUUUGGUGUGCCAAUGUCCGUUGGUGCGGAGCAGAGGGUGACCUACCAUACUACUGGGAAUGAGGCCUCUAGACUCUAUGCAAAGAAGACAAUCGUUGUCGGAAAUGUGUCCAAGUACAUUCCCCCAGAUAAGCGAGAAGAAAAUGACCAGUCUACCCAUAAGUGGAUGGUGUAUGUUCGGGGCUCCAGGAGAGAACCCAGCAUUGAUCACUUUGUGAAGAAAGUCUGGUUCUUCUUGCAUCCAAGCUACAAACCCAACGACCUGGUGGAAGUCAGUGAGCCGCCCUUUCAUUUAACACGUCGAGGUUGGGGAGAGUUUCCUGUGAGGAUCCAGAUCCACUUCAAAGACCCUCGCAACAAACGUAUCGACAUCAUCCACCAGCUAAAGCUGGACAGGACAUACACAGGACUGCAGACACUUGGGGCAGAAACUGUGGUUGAUGUGGAGCUCCAUAGGAACUCUCUUGGGGAUGACUACAUCCCUCAGCCCUCUUCCUCCAAGGUGACUCGCAGAGCAGCCAGCCCCACGUUGGCCUCCUCAAUGCCCCAAAGUUAUGGACGCCCCAGUUCUCCCAUAUCACAUGAUCCCAGUGCAGACAAAGCUUUUAUCAAGGCAGAGGCAGGAAGGUCUGCAGGCGGCCAUAGCUCCCUCCUCGCCGCAGGUGAACGUACCCCAACCCGCCCCAAAGUCAGUGACAGGAUCACUCUGGGUUCCCCUGGCAAUUCAGCCUUCCAGCCGAUCACAGCAAGCUGUAUUGUCCCACAAGGACAGCCACCAAGCCCCACCGAGUCUCCUGGGAAAUCGUUCCAACCUAUCACCAUGAGCUGCAAAAUAGUUUCAGGGUCUCCCAUCUCCACCCCAAGCCACUCCCCUCUGCCUCGCACCCCCACCACCUCUACCCCGGUCCACAGCAAGCAGAGCUCUUCGUCAGUGCUCAACAACCCUUACAUCAUUGUCGACAAGCCAGGCCAGGUGAUCGGCAUGACUUCCUCAUCCGCCACCUCCGCAGGAAGCCCCUCAGCCAAACAGUCUGCUGCACAUGGCUCUCGCUCUCCGGCCCCUAAAGUUCACACUGGCACCUUCCUCUCCUCAGGGAUGAAGGUUAUUAUUAAGCAGGAGCCUGGGGAAGUUUCCACACAGCAGCAGCAGAUGGUUUCCACAGUAACCAGCCAGCAGCAACCUGCUGCUACAGCAGCUCACCAGUUUGUCGCAGUGAAGGGAGGUCACAUGAUCUCCAUGUCGGCUCAGAAACAGGCAGGAGGGCCCGUGGGAGCCACAACUGGCAAGAUGUUAGGCAUCCCUGUUAGCUCCACACUCCAGUCUGCGGUCAAACAGGUGGCCAUCAGCAGCGGACAGAUUCUGGUUGCCAAGGGUAACCCCUCUGUCUCCAAGGUGAUGAGUGGGAAACAGGUUUUGGCUCAAGGUGUCGCUAAAGCCAUCGUCAGUGGAGCAGGAAGCAUCUCUGGUCAGCAAGCUGCUGCAAAGGCAGCUGGAGGUUCAGCUGGCAAGAGUGGAGUGAUGGCCACGCUUCAGCUGCCAGCCAACAACCUGGCCAACUUAGCUAAUUUGCCUCCAGGAACAAAGCUCUACCUAACCACCAACAGUAAAAACCCCUCGGGGAAGGGAAAGCUGCUUCUCAUCCCUCAGGGAGCCAUCCUCCGUGCCUCCAGUGCAGGUCAGCAGUCCCAGAGCAGCUCGUCAGCAGGCGCUGGGGGCUCUCAGACUUCCUCCUCUUCCUCUUCAAGCAGUCUGCCUUCAAACCUCUCCUACACUUCCUACAUCCUCAAACAGACCCCACAGGGAACAUUUCUGGUCGGCCAGCCAGCUGCGGGUUCAGGGAAGCAGGGAGCCUCCAGUUCAGCAGGUCACGCAGCAUCAUCUCCAGCAAAUGUUACCCAGCAGGCCAUUCGGGUGACAGCUGGUCAGAAGGCGGCCAUCCUGGCUCAGGUGGUGGGCGGCUCCCAGGGUACACAGGUGAAGUUAUCUGACGGCUCGGUGAAGACGGUCACAGCGGCUGCAGCAGGUCACUUGUCCAAGCCGGGGACGACUACAUUGAGGAUGACAGGCGGAGUCAUCACUGCUGCUAGCUCCACCCCCAGCUCUGUGAGCGCUGCAGCAGCUGCAGCAAGCCUACAACAGGCUGCAGAUGCUGGAAAGUCUUCCUCUCAGCACCACUCUCUCCUGGUGGCAGCAAACCAAGCAGCAGUAAUCAGUGCAGCUAAGAGUGCCAGUGCGGCCGCCGGAGGCAGCCUGUCCAAGGCGGCGGUGGCUACCUUGGUGAAGGGUGUUGGCAGCUCUGCCACCAUGACAAAGGGUGCCACGAGUUCCACAGGGGCUGUGGUUACAGUUUCCAAGGGCAUUACCAACAUGCCAGUCAUCAGCAUGUCCAAGGGUGCAGGGGUGGGGACAGUGGUGGGUGUACCUAAAAGUGGCGGCACGCCUUUGGUCACUGGAGCUUCAUUAGUUGGCGGAAUGGCGGCAGGAGGAGGGAAGACAGGUAUGUUGAAGAUCCACUCUGGAGGAUCCAGCUCCCAGCAGACAGUCCUAACCAUCCCUGCCAACCAGCUCAAGCAGCUGGCAGUGGGUACAGGCUCUGGAGGGCUGCAGACCAUACUAAUGCCAGUGGGGAAAGUGGUGUCUAAAGGCCCAGUCUCCAGUACUGCUUCUCCCUCAUCCUCCACUCUCCCUGGGGCGACUGGAGCUGGAGCCUCCCCAAGUCCUGUCAGCCGCGCGUCCCCCUGCCUUGCACUGCCUCUGGCACAAGUAAAAACAGAGCCAGGUGCUGGCACAGCUGUCACAGCUGCUCCGUCGCCCCCAGUGACCGCUCCUGUCCAUGUUGCCUCUGCAUCUACCACAGUCAAGCAAGAGCAAGGAGCAGAUAACGCUGCACAUGACCUGAUCAACACCGAGCACAUAGAGACCAUGAUGCAGCUGUUGACACAUGUGGUGAAGAAGUUCCCCCUGAUUGUGCCCGAAAAGACUGAAGACUCCCAUCCAUUCUGUGCCGCUUCAACAGAGCAGUAUUAUUCCUGGAAUAUUGGCAAGCGCAGAGCGUCAGAGCUUCAGCGAGCUGUGGCUGUAAAGCGUGUUGUCCAGGAUGUAUUGGACCGCUCCCCCCGGCUGCAAGCCCUCACUCCCCCCAAGACCAGAGAGGUGGUGCAGUGGUGUCGGCAAAGGGGCUACACGCCGCCUGACCUCGAGCCUCAGCGCAGGACAGACGACGAGUCCAUCGAGGACAUCCUCACGCAGAUCGACAACGAGCCUGAGUGCCCAACGACCCUGAGCAGCUGCGAGGAACUGGUGCUGCGGCUGGAGCAGAUGCAAGCUCUGCUGAAGACCGAACCCGAGGAGGCAGACAACGAGAUAGUAGACAUAGUCACCGUCACUCCUCCCUGCCAGAAACUGAAGGUCAAAGAGGAGGAGCAGGAGGCCGACGUGGAGCCAAAAUUCUUCCUGGGCCCCUGCAUGUCAUCUCAGUUUGUCAGUGAAACAGCUCAGCAGAUUGGUGUAACCUUCCAGCCGGUUGAGGUGGAGAAGAACGUGUUUGCUCCUGUUUUAGAAGCCAUGAUUCUGAAGGCUACCGAACAGUUUGCCAGUGACGUCCUGAGAGAAGCGCUGGCUGGGGCCUACGCCAAAUCCCCUCAGAACAGGGCUCCAAGAGAGAUCUCAGCCAUGAACAUCCACCAGGCGGUCAGUAGCAUCCCCACCUGUGACUUCCUCACCAACACACACAUGGGUUACAUGUCUAAAGAAAACUGAGGCCGAAUGGAGAAAAGCUGCUUCUUACAGAGAAUCCACCACAAGAAGAUUCACUUCUGGAUGUGGGCUUAGGUUGUGCAGUAAUAACUCGUGUCUUGCUUCCAGUCACCUGGUCACAGCAAGGGCUCUGCUCCACACAGCAGCAGAAUGACAAAUGUUUCUUAUACCUGAGGUAUAUUUUAACAUUUAUCUCCUAAUGUAUCGUGUGAAAAAGCACAAUGGGACCCAUGUUAAUUGAUUUGAGAGGCUGACGUGCUCUCACCUCAGAACAAGUUUUAAUUAUGAAAGUUUUAACUUACAGGGCUGAAUAAUAACAUCAGGCAGCUGUCAUGUCUCCCUGAACUGGGAGCAAGUUUACCAGCUAAAGUAGAAAAAGAACAGAAAUGCAGCAAAUGGGACACCCUGAUGAACAUGUGAGUGUUGGAAGUCGUGCAGAAACAGACGCUCUUUCAAGUUUCAGUCACCUGGCAGAGGUAAUUACGGCUCAUAGUGCUGCUGUCUGAGGCCCUUCGGAAGAAAGUAACUGACUCAUGUUUCUAAUUUCUAAGUUGCAGACAGAUCAUGUCACUGAGAUCUUCAUCAAGUGUGUUUGGAAAAGUCACGUCUGUUUAGGUCAGUGAAAGGAAUCAUACUGUCACGAGUUCAAGAAAUGACUCUCAAUAUUUAUCGUCUCUUCUUCAUGAACCGGGUUUGGCAUCCAGUUGAAAGUACUUUUAAGUGUUCUGUUAAACAGCCAUAAUGUAUCAAUCAUGAAAAAUAUGACCAAUAUGAAAUGGAUGGUGUUGUCAAAUCCUGUUUAGUUUUUUUAAGCUUGUAUAAAUAAGAACAUUAACAUUGCGCUAACAACAGUGAGUGUGUAUGAAUAUGUGUGGGAUACCAGUGGAUGUAGUCAGUACAGAAUGAAAAGUGUGUGUGUGUGUGUGUGUGUGUGUGUGUGUGUGUGUGUGUGUGUGUGUGUGUGUGUGUGUGUGUGUG